UAACGUAGUCUAGGUCACCUACACGUUUGUCAAUGCAGUGUUCUACGAGACAAACGUCUAGGAGCAUUCUACGAUAAACAUUUACACUCCAUAACGAGGCUUAUCCGAAUUCUGAUAAAGCAGCUGAUUGGUUGAUCAAUGCAUAACGAUGACGGAUGCAGUCGAACAGAAGAUAAACAAAGUUUUAUCAGAUUUAAAAAUCGAAUUCUCACUGAAACCUUUACAGAAAGAGUGUUUACUUAAAUUAGCAAAUAGGUCAGACGUGUUGGCAGUAUUACCAACAGGCUAUGGGAAAUCGCUAUUGUAUACGAUUCUACCGCAAUUAAUGUUUGAAGAAGACCUGCUAGUAAUACUAGUUCUCGUAAAGUCAGCAUAAUUCUGGUCAUAUCGUCACUGGUUUCUCUAAUGAAGGACCAAGUUUCGAACUUCCAAAAACUCAACGUUUGCUUUCUUUAGAACAAGCGACACAUAAACUGACAUUUGGAACAACAGUUGUGGUCUUUGUUUUCUUCGGUGUCGCUUUCCGUUUUUCGAUAGCGCCCCCUCGCGGUGUAAUAAUUUUAAAUAGAACGCUCCAAGGCGUUUGAGUGGGAAGUCAAACGGCUUGUGUGACCUAGGCUAAAAAUAACGAAGCUAGAAAGGCCGAUUAGUUCCGAUUGCCGCUUUACGUUAGAUUUCACAUCGAAAAUAAUUCGUACGAACUAACAUAAUUUAAGAAUGGCGGCUUCCAUGGACGACGAUGGAUUUAGAGCUGACGAUCUCUAUGUUUUGCUGAAUGUUGAUAGAAAGGCAACAAACCAGGAGAUCAACAAAGCCUUCCGACAGAUGAGCAAGAUAUUUCACCCAGACAAACACCUGGAUCCAGCAAAGAAAAAACAAGCAGAAAUUUUCUUCAACAAAAUCAAAAAUGCUCAUGAAAUAUUGUGUGAUCCCAAUAAGAGAGAAAUCUAUAAUCGAUUUGGAAUGGAAGGCCUUAAUGUUGAAGGACUUGAGCUUGUCUCCAGAACAAAAUCUCCGGCAGAAAUCAUAGCAGAAUUAGAUCGACUGAAGUAUGAACAGGAACAGCGCAAGUUACAGAGAACCAGUCCAGUGGGUGAAAUAGAGGUUAAGAUCAAUGCUACCAAUCUGUUUGAGGGGGAUACUGAAGAGGAUGACCCAUAUUAUGGAGAUGAGACCAGUUACAUACAGAUAUCAGAGUUCCACAUCUCUCAGUCUUUGGAUUAUCCAAUAACUCAGAAAGACACGGCCAUUAUAGCUGGUGCAGUGUCCUCCAGAGACGGAUACGGAUCUGGAAAUUUUUCAGUGGGUUACCGUCGACAGACAUCCGACAAGGGGUGGCUGGAGGGACGGGUUGCUUUUGGUCCACAGAUGUCAUAUGGAUUACAGGGUUAUAGACAACUCACCAGGCGAUGUUUCUGUAGAUGUGCAGCUGGUUUUUCUGUGGAUAAGUCGGGGAUCAAGCCAGGCCUAUCAUUUUUAAUAUCCAGUCAAUUAGAUCGAAACAUUCAAGGAGAAAUGGCUUUAAAUGUAGCUGGUAGAUCAAGUCUGAGUACAACCGUGCGAUACGAUCAGGACUCGCACCGGGCAUCUUUCACUGCUCAGGUUGGUGAUAUAAAUUCGGUUAGAGCCAUAUAUAUAAAGAACUUCCAGGACCAUGACUGUAAGAUGAGAUUAGCAGUGAUGGGUGGCAGUCUGGGAUGGUAUGUGGCUUAUGGAGUCCAAAAGAAGAUUACAGAGUUUAGCACAAUUAAUGCAAGGAUGGUCAUUGGAAAUAAUGGUGGUGUUCGUCUACAACUACGGUUACAUCGAGGCCAGCAGUCAUACCAUUUCCCGAUAUUAUUAUCAGAACAGGUGCUUCCUACAUCAGUAUUUUAUGGAACUUUCCUCCCUGCCUUUGCAUAUUUUGCAGUGAAGAAGUUAAUUAUUGAUCCCUUCAUCAGACAAAGGGAAUCAGAAGAGCUUAAAAGGAAGCUAGAAGAACAGUCUGAGGAAUUACUGCAGAAGAAGAAAGAUGCUGAGAUAGCUAUUGAGUUGAUGCAACAGACUGUUGAGAAAAGUUUGGAGUAUGAAACUCGAAGGAAUGGAUUAAUUAUUCUGAAGGCUUUGUAUGGACGUCUAGUCACACAGGAUGGAGAAUUGAUAGAUUCGGAGUGUAUCGACGUGAAAGUCCCCCUACAAGCUUUAGUUGUAGAAUCCCAGCUAAUCAUCCUGGACUCUAAUACAAAGAGUGACCUGCCAGGUCUCUACGACCCGUGUCCUGGAAAGGAAAAAAGUCUCUACAUUCGUUAUAACUUCCGAAACCGACCUCAUCAAGCAACCUUUAAUGACAAAGAGCCCAUCAGACUGCCUCUACAAAGGCAUGUGAUGAAGGAUGAAACGGAGGAAUCUUUUGUUCAUCUAUGAUGCAAGGUGAUAAAUAGACUCCAGCGUUUAUUUUCUAUACAGACUUAACAAAAGUUCACACUCCGUGAAUGCCAUACAGUUUUUCACAUGAAUUUAUUAAGAGAUGGAUUCACAUGAAAUGAUUAAAAGGUGGAUUGACAUGAAAUUAAGAGGUGGAUUCUUUGAUAAUGCAGUAACUGAAAGAGUGUAGAGACUGAGGCAGUGCAUUAUAUAGUGAUAUCAUCUUAUCAGAUACCAAGCCAUUACAGUAUAUUGAGAGGGGGUUUAGGGAAUGCAUCCCCCUUUGGUUGAAAACAUAACUAAAAAGGGUAAGUUUGGGGUCUGCUCCCCUCCCUUAUUUAGAUGGAAAAGAUACUAUCUUGGGUCACAACAUUACUCCCCCCCCCCUUGAAAUAUUUUUGGAUCUGCCCUUGGAAAAUCAGAACCAUGCAAGGUGAGUGGUCACUGAAGGUAUAUAGUGAAUUGUCAUAUAGCUGAUGAGAGCACCACUGCCUGAUGUUAUCAAUAGUAAAUGCAGUAUACAUUUGGUUCAAUGUCUGUGAUGUUUAGAAGAAAUGUGUGCAGUUAAGAUUUGUUGACCAAUAAAUUAUGUUAUAUGAUUGUA
Molecule: messenger RNA, 3007 nt
Organism: Ostrea edulis (European flat oyster)
Lineage: Eukaryota; Metazoa; Mollusca; Bivalvia; Ostreida; Ostreidae
Product: dnaJ homolog subfamily C member 11-like
Exons: 17
Coding region: 718-2403 (561 amino acids)
Biological process (GO): cristae formation
Source: RefSeq, a predicted model, not a curated record